AUGCCGGUUAUGGAGACACAAAACAUCACCACUGACUGCCACCGCAUCAGUCAGGAUAACCAAACUCAGCUACGCACAACCGAGCAGCUGGACGCCGCUGCUGACCUUUUUCACUCACUGCUGCCCCAUGGACAAACAGUCCCACUGCUGAUAUGCAUUUUUGUUUUGCUGACUCUUUUCUCAUGUCUGAUAAACGUGUUCACUUUGUCCAGCAUCGGACAGUCGGACGACCUCUCCUGGCAGCCGCGCUUUGCCUUCUGUAAGAACCUGAUCUUCAGUGACCUCAUACAGACACUCACAAUCGGUCCGGCGGUCAUUCACGCACUUGUCCAACGCCGGACGACAACGUCAAGUUUCUGGUGUUACGUUCAGUACUUUAUGGGGUCCGUGAGUAUUUUCUCCAGUCUUGUCACCAUCACCUGCAUGACGCUGGAGCGCUACCUGUAUAUAUGCUAUGCCAUGCAAUACCUGCCCAUUUUCAAUCAGAAUCGCCUGCGACUGGCGCUCGUUCUGAUUUGGGUUUACUCCAUCUCCAUCGGCGUCAUCAACUUGAGUUUGCUGAUGUACACAGGAAGAGGAGAGAAGAAUGACCAGGCUAUCAUGGGUCUCUUGUGCGCGCCGGACAUCAUUGAACAGCACAUGGGGUCCCCUCGUACCCUUGCCAUCUUUCGUAAAGGUAUUGGUUCCUUCACUCUGGUGCUGUGCCUGCUGACCCACGCCUUCUCCUACUUCAGGAUGUACGAAGACGCGCGCAACGCAGUGAUGCCUUUCAAAGCUGUGAAUGUCAAAGCGCGCAAGACGGUGAUGUUUUACAGUGGGAUGCUGUUCCUGCAGCUGCUGCCGCUACUGAUUAAAGUCACCUCGGACAUAAUGUGGGAGUUUAAAGUGACUGGCAUGGUAGAGCAGUUAUUUGAGUCUCGAGGCACCUGCAAGCUGAAGGCGACCCACUCCACCACAGCGGCUGUGCUUCACGUGUCCCUGCUGGUCAUGCUUUUAGUGCCACCGUGCAUUAAUCCGCUAGUGUACGGGCUGAGAAAUGUAGAGAUAAAGAGGGCGCUGACCAACCUGUUCCAGUGUAUAUUGGUAGAGUACAGAGAUGCGGUCAUGCUGCCAAUGGAGAGAAGGGAUGGAAACAGUUUGGAUCAAAACCAAGUUCUGGAGGUUUAA
This is a messenger RNA of Melanotaenia boesemani (Boeseman's rainbowfish), 1167 nucleotides long. RefSeq names its product olfactory receptor 13C9. Gene Ontology annotation, molecular function: G protein-coupled receptor activity. NCBI's taxonomy places the organism in Eukaryota, Metazoa, Chordata, Actinopteri, Atheriniformes, Melanotaeniidae. The record is from RefSeq and is a predicted model, not a curated record. Gene Ontology annotation, biological process: G protein-coupled receptor signaling pathway. Bases 1 to 1167 code for a protein of 388 amino acids. Gene Ontology annotation, cellular component: membrane. The transcript has a single exon.